AUGCUUGGCUCCACGUGCUUUUGUUGGAAAUCAAUUACAUUCGAUCAAUCCUUUUCAAAUCACCCUCAAAUCUUUUCUCUUCCUUCACCCCUCCCUCAAUGGCCUCAAGGACAUGGUUUUGCAUCAGGAGUUGUGAAUCUUGGUGAAAUAGAGGUUUUCAAGGUCACAAGUUUUGAUUUCAUUUGGAGCAGUGCUAUACUAAACUCAAAAAAAUUUGUUAUAUUCUAUAAGCCUGUGGGAAUACCUGACAGUUUUCAUAUCCUUGGUCACUAUUGUCAAACAAGUGACAGGCCUUUACGGGGUUUUGUACUUGUUGCGAAGGAAACACGAACUUGUUUGUCUGGAACUAAUGAGGAAGAGUUACCUCCUCUGAGGAAUCCUCUUGAUUUUAAGUUAGUUUGGAGUUCGAAUGAUCCUGACAGUCUUGAAAUUUCGAGUGGAUGCGGUUACUUCUGGCUACCUGAACCUCCCGAAGGUUACAAGGCUGUUGGCUACUUUGUUACAAAUAAGCCGAACAAGCCUGAGUUGGAUGAAAUGUGUUGUGUUCGUGCCGAUCUAACUGACAAAUGUGAACCUUAUCGGGUGGUAUUUGCUGUUAGUUCUAGAACUCCAGAGUUUUCAUUUCAGGUGCGGAGCUCGAGACCUUGUGACCGUGGCAUGCUAGGGAAAGGUGUAUCUGUUGGGACUUUUCUCUGCACUAGCGGUUUGAGCAAUGGAGAAGAGGACCAUGUUGCAUGCUUGAAGAAUCUGAAUCCUGCGAUACCAUCAAUGCCUAAUUUGCAACAAAUUCACGCACUUAUUGAGCAUUAUGGUCCUACUCUUUUCUUUCAUCCUGAGGAAAUUUACUUGCCUUCUUCUGUUGAUUGGUUUUUCAACAAUGGAGCCCUUUUGUACCGAAAGGGUGUGUCUGCAGGAGAGGGAAUCGAUGCAGCCGGCUCAAAUUUACCUUGCGGAGGGUCAAAUGAUGGCCAAUUUUGGAUAGACCUGCCCAGUGAUGAUCGGAGGGAUUUCGUCAAACGCGGGGACAUAAAAAGUGCAAAGCUUUAUAUUCAUGUGAAACCAGCUCUUGGCGGGACUUUUACAGACAUUGCAAUGUGGAUAUUUUGCCCCUUCAAUGGGCCAGCCACUUUGAAAGUUGGACUUAAGAAUAUUCCUUUGAGCAAGAUUGGCGAGCAUGUUGGCGAUUGGGAGCAUUUCACACUUCGUAUAUGCAACUUUGCCGGAGAGCUCUAUAGUAUAUACUUCUCCCAGCACAGUGGCGGCGAAUGGGUGGACGCGUGUGACUUGGAUUAUACUGAUGGCAAUAAAGCUAUUGUUUACUCGUCAAAAAGCGGACAUGCAAGUUACCCUCGUCCUGGAACAUAUAUCCAAGGGUCUUCAAAACUAGGGCUUGGCAUUAGGAACGAUGCUGUUCGUAGUAAUUUUUACGUGGAUUCAAGUAUCCAUUAUGAGAUUUUUGCGGCUGAAUAUCUCGGAAAUGCUGUCGCUGAACCUAAUUGGUUGCAGUUUAUGAGAGAGUGGGGUCCCAAAAUUGUUUAUGAUUCAAAAACUGAGUUGGAUAAGAUUAUCAACGCGCUUCCUCACAUGCUUCAGUCUUCGAUGAGAAACUUGUUUAACAAGCUUCCAGUGGAACUUUAUGGCGAGGAAGGUCCUACAGGACCAAAAGAGAAAAAUAAUUGGAUACAAGAUGAGAGAUGGUAG
Molecule: messenger RNA, 1701 nt
Organism: Lathyrus sativus (Indian pea)
Lineage: Eukaryota; Viridiplantae; Streptophyta; Magnoliopsida; Fabales; Fabaceae
Source: the annotation of a GenBank genome assembly